GAGCGAGAGAGGCGCUGUGUCUUUAAGAGAGGAUGCCAAAGCCGAUUACAUUUGAUCUCAACAGUGAUUCUCUCUCGCCGUCUGUCCACUACUAUUGCUUAUUUUGCUCUACUGCAUGAGCUAAACGCAUUGACGCACAGCGUUGUUCGUCGGGGUUUGAACUUUUCUUCUGGCCAGAAAUGGAUUGGACUCCGAAUUCGUUUGGAUGAGUCGCUUAUGAGCAGUGCGCGUCGGCUCGGCAACUUUCUCGUGCGCAUUUCUCCACACACCCGAGGUGGAAAGUUAAAAUCACAUGGGAUAUGGUGACAAACAAGUGAAUACACAUUAAACCAAGACGGAAAAUGCAGAAGAGUGUUCGGUACAAUGAGGGACACGCUCUGUAUCUCUCCGUUAUCGCGCGUAAAGAGGGCACCAAGCGAGGUUAUCUCAGCAAGAAGACCACCGAAAACAGUAAAUGGCACGAGAAGUUUUUUGCACUUUAUCAGAAUGUUUUAUUUUACUUCGACACCGACCAGAGCGCUCGACCAUCAGGGAUUUAUCUUUUGGAAGGAUGCACAUGUGAACGAGUCCCUGCACCCAAGGUGUCCACCGUUGGCAGAGAGACUCUUGACAAGCUGCAUUAUUUCCUGGUCAUCUUCGGGCAUGAUGGACAGAAGCCUCUGGAACUGCGGACAGAGGAGGAGUCAGACUGUGAUGAAUGGGUGGAGGCCAUCCAGCAGGCCAGCUACUCUGACAUCAUCAUCGAGCGUGAGGUUCUCAUGCAGAAGUACAUCCAUCUGGUGCAGAUUGUGGAGACAGAGAAGGUGGCAGCCAAUCAGCUCCGCACACAACUGGAAGACCAAGACACAGAGAUUGAGAGGCUUAAAGCUGAGAUUAUAGCCUUGAACAAAACUAAGGAAAGAAUGCGUCCCUACCACGUAUACCAGGAAGAGGAGGAUCCUGAUAUUAAAAAAAUAAAAAAGGUCCAGAGCUUCAUGCGAGGGUGGCUUUGUAGAAGAAAAUGGAAGAUUAUUGUGCAGGACUACAUCUGUUCUCCUCAUGCUGAGAGCAUGAGGAAGAGGAAUCAGAUCGUCUUCAACAUGGUGGAGGCUGAGACAGAGUACGUCCAUCAGCUUUACAUCCUGGUCAACUGCUUCCUGAGGCCGCUCAGAAUGGCCGCCAGCUCCAAGAAACCACCCAUUAACCACGAUGAUGUCAGUAGCAUCUUCCUUAACAGUGAGACAAUCAUGUUUCUACAUGAAAUAUUCCAUCAGGGACUGAAGGCGAGGAUAGCAAACUGGCCCACACUGAUCCUAGCGGAUCUCUUUGAUAUCUUGCUGCCAAUGCUGAACAUCUAUCAGGAGUUUGUGAGGAACCACCAGUACAGUCUUCAAGUUCUGGCCAACUGUAAGCAGAAUCGGGACUUUGACAAACUCCUGAAGCAGUACGAAUCAAACGCUGCGUGUGAGGGGAGGAUGCUGGAAACGUUCCUCACGUACCCCAUGUUUCAGAUCCCUCGUUAUAUCAUCACUCUCCAUGAGCUACUGGCUCAUACACCUCAUGAGCAUGUGGAAAGGAAAAGUCUAGAGUUUGCCAAGUCUAAACUGGAAGAACUCUCCAGGGUGAUGCACGAUGAAGUGAGUGAUACAGAAAACAUCCGUAAGAACCUGGCUAUUGAGCGCAUGAUCGUGGAGGGCUGUGACAUCCUCCUUGACACCAGUCAGACGUUUGUGAGACAAGGCUCUUUGAUCCAGUUACCCUCAGUGGAGAGAGGGAAGCUCAGUAAGGUGCGACUAGGCUCUCUCUCAGUAAAGAAGGAAGGAGAGAGACAGUGUUUCCUCUUCACCAAGCACUUCCUUAUCUGCACACGCAGCUCAGGAGGCAAACUUCACCUGCUCAAACAAGGUGGUGUGCUGUCUCUGAUUGACUGCACUCUCAUCGAGGAGCCUGAUGCCAACGAUGAAGAUGCUAAGAAUUCAGGACAGGUGUUUGGUCACCUGGACUUUAAGAUUGUGGUCGAGCCCUCAGAUGCUCCUGCCUUUACUGUGGUAUUGCUGGCACCGUCCCGUCAGGAGAAAGCAGCCUGGACCAGUGACAUCAGCCAGUGCAUUGAUAACAUCCGCUGUAACGGCCUGAUGACCAGCGUGUUCGAGGAGAACUCAAAAGUCACAGUGCCGCAUAUGAUCAGAUCCGAUGCGCGUCUCCAUAAAGAUGAUGUUGACAUUUGCUUCAGUAAGACGCUCAACUCCUGCAAGGUUCCUCAGAUCCGCUACGCCAGCGUGGAGAGGCUUCUGGAGAGGCUGACCGACCUGCGAUUCCUCUCCAUAGACUUCCUUAACACAUUCCUGCACACCUACCGGAUCUUCACCACCGCCAUCGUGGUCAUGGAGAAACUGGCUGACAUCUACAAGAAGCCUUUUACCUCCAUACCAGUCAGGGUCCAGUAUCAUUCAUUUGACCGCUUGUCCAUUACAUCCAUCUGCCCAGACUACAGCCUGAAGAUCAGGAAGAUAGCACUGGAUCAGUCAAAAUCCCUGGAGCUUUUCUUCGCCACCAACCAAAACAACCGCAGCGGGGACCACGUAAAUGACAAAUCCCCCAGACUGUGUCGCAAGUUCUCAUCUCCUCCACCUCUCUCCAUCCCCUCCCGUACUUCCUCUCCGGUUCGCAUCAGGAAACUCUCUCUUAAUUCCCCUAUUGGCUCAAAAGUAGGCAUCCUAGAUCUGUCCACGACCUCUUUAUCGGCAGCCAGUAGUCCAACCUCUGCAAACCCCACCAUCUCACCCCCACCAUCCAACAACAACAACAACAACAAGCCCCCUUUGGAUCCAAGCCAUGGACAAAGUCCAUCCUCCCCUGAACAGAGCCCUGGGGAUCUGGAUGAGAAUGCUGAGGUGCCACGAAUCGAUGCUCUCUGUGGUAAACUGCGACGCAGCAUCAGGAGAGGUGUGCUGGAUUCAGUUUCUUUGGACAAAUUUAUUCCAGAGUCUCCACAAGGCAGUGAACCGGGAGAAAUCUCUCCCUGUCGCUCACCCUCCACUCCACGCCACCUCCGCUACAGACAGUCAGGAGUCCAGUCAGCUGAGAACUCACGCUGCUCUGUUUCUCCAGCCUCUGCGUUUGCUAUCGCCACAGCAGCAGCUGGACACAGCAGCCCUCCAGUUUUUAACAAUUCUGAGCGGACUUGUGACAAGGAGUUCAUUAUACGCCGUGCGGCUACCAACAGAGUCCUGAAUGUCCUGCGCCAUUGGGUCUCCAAACACUCCCAGGACUUUGAAAUGAAUGGAGAGCUGAAGAUGGGUGUGAUCUGCCUGCUAGAGGAGGUGUUGAGAGACCCUGACGUUCUUCCCCAGGAGAGGAAAGCCACAGCAAAUAUACUAAGUGCCCUUUCUCAAGAUGACCAGGAUGAUGCACAACUGAAGAUUGAAGACAUUCUUCAGAUGGCUGAAUGCCCAAAGGCUGAGUGUUUCGAAUAUCUGUCAGCGAUGGAGCUAGCUGAACAAAUCACUCUUCUCGAUCACAUCGUCUUCAGGAGCAUUCCCUAUGAGGAGUUCCUUGGCCAAGGAUGGAUGAAGACAGACAAGACGGAGAGAACUCCAUACAUCAUGAAGACAAGUCAGCACUUCAAUGAUAUGAGUAAUCUCGUGGCCUCUCAGAUCAUGAGCCACACAGAUGUGGGCUCUAGAGCCAGCUCUAUUGAAAAAUGGAUAGCAGUGGCUGAUAUUUGCCGCUGUCUCAACAACUAUAAUGGUGUCUUGGAGAUCACAUCUGCCCUGAACCGGAGCGCCAUCUACAGGCUAAAGAAGACAUGGGCUAAAGUGUGCAAACAGACUAAAGCACUGAUGGACAAACUUCAAAAGACUGUGUCAUCUGAGGGAAGGUUUAAAAACCUGAGGGAAACUCUAAAAAACUGUAAUCCACCUUGUGUUCCAUAUCUGGGGAUGUACUUGACGGACCUCGCAUUUAUCGAAGAGGGAACCCCAAACUUCACAGAAGAAGGACUGGUUAACUUCUCUAAGAUGAGAAUGAUAUCUCAUAUCAUACGGGAGAUCCGACAGUUCCAGCAAACUCCCUACAGAAUUGAGCACCAACCAAAGGUCACACAGUAUCUUCUGGAUAAGACCUUGAUUAUGGAUGAAGACACACUGUAUGACUUGUCUCUCAAGAUUGAACCAAGGCUUCCUGCAUGAACUACAACCUCAGUUCCUGGCAACUUCCAUCUUGAUGUGCUUCUCACUCUUGGGAUCUUUUGAAGGCAUGAAGCAUGCCUUGUGUUUGAGGAAGAGGGACGUGAAGGAGGGAGGGAAAAUGUCCAUUUGAAAGUGUGGAAGGCAGAGGGUCCAGGUUUGGAGGAGAGUAUUAAAGAGUGCUCACCAUCACAAUGUCCCCUGAAGGGUGACUUUUAUCAUGGAAAAGAAUGUCAGAUGAAAACUGACCACUGUCAGAGGUCAGGGUUCAUGAGUGAGUUUAAGAGUCUAGCAGAUGGAUUCAGUCUAAAUUGUGAAGAGAAUGGGUGAAGAUAUGUAGCAUGUACAGAAGUAGAGCUAUUAGCCAGAUCGUAUGUAGUGUAUUGUGGCCCACAUGGGCCUGUGGCCCCUGGCACAUCCCCUCAUUGGUAAUGGUAGUGGCUUUGUGCAUGAACUAGACUGUGGGUUUGCUGUGUGCUUUGCCUCAACUUUACACUCCAUGUGUCGUCCCAUCUGCCAACAGCUGGCUGCACUCAACCAAAAUGCCACAUAAAAUUUUUAAAAGAUACAUCAGACUUCUAAAUAAUGAGAAUGUAGUAGCUUUCUAAAAAACUAACCAGCUCUAGAUUAUAUUGAUAUUUAAAAAAAGCAACUGAUUUAUAAAGCACUCACAUAGCUUCAUUGUGCCUUCUCAUAUUCACAGAGACUUGUAAAUGAAGCCAAUGUCUCUGCGAUGCUUGAAAGUUAUGAUAUUAGCAGAAUAUUGGCCUCUGUAGCAAAGUGAUGACAAAACGGUGAUAUUCAUACUAUUUAAACCUGUAAACGCAAAUAUAAUGAGCAUUUUCUGCAAAAAUUCAGUAUAAAGGCCCAUUUAUACCAAGGACGAUAAUGAUAAAGAUGUAUUUUUAAGAAUCAUUCUAAAUUCUAAGUCCACACUGCAACUAUUGUGGUAAGAAAUGGCGAUAUUGUUGAAAUCACUUUCUGAAUGUUUUCCAGCUUUUUGAAUGAAAAAAACAUCAUACAUUAAAGAGCUGAGCAUUUUAAGAGGCAGACAACAGAACUGCAGUGCAUGGUUGACAUAAACAACAUUAACGUUCUUUGGUGUGGAUGCUUAUAUAUUAUCUCUAUUAUUAUUGUUUUUAAUGUGAAUGGGCUUUAAUGUUAAAAUAUCUUAAAUGCCUCGGUGUGCAGAUAUAACACACUUAAAUUAGGUUGACAUAUGCUUGUGCAUUGCAAACUUUUUCUAAUCUGAUUUUACAAUAAUUUAGGGCUUUGCUGCCCCCUAUUGGAGGAAAAGCUCAUUAUUUUUAAACGAUUCUUAAAGGGGUCCUGUUAUGCUUUUUCACUUUUUAAUUUUAGUUGAGAUGUAGUGUGUAUGUUUGGCCAUAAAAAAAGUUCUACAAAGUUACAAAUCUCAAAGUCUAAUCCAAACGGAGAUAUCGUGACUUCACAAAGCGUUCCAUUAGAAUAUCGAAUAUGGAAAUUUCGAAUGGCUGUGGGGGUGGGGAGGGGUGAGGUCCUGGUUAAAACGCUUGGUUGAGUGCAGCAGACAAGACGACGACGACGAAGUGCUGCUGCAGAGUUAGUGCAUCAGAGAAAAUAAAGAAGAAGAAGAGCUGCUCUAGCAUCAAGUUUUCGACAUGUCUAAAGUUUGUCGCACACCAGACGAGAAGCGCAGCACUACGUCUAGAUCAAUUCUUACAACAAGUACAACACGAUGUAGCUGGGUGCUGUGGACAGUUGCUGAACGGCACAGCCGGUGUGUAUACACUCAUAGAAAAUAAUGUGUUUGAAUUUUAAAGACGUAGCUUGAUGCAACUCUGCGCAACACUUCUCGUUCGGUGUGCAACCGUCUUAAGAAAUGCUUUUUGUUUUAACCUCCGUGCCCAAACGUCUUUCUUUGGGUUUCCAUGGUGCAAUUUAUUUUUAACUCUGUUCCUGAGCAUUAUUACCCCAAUUUACUAUUGUGUGCUGCACAUUUUACUGAGAACAACUUCCACAGCAUGAGGAAGUACAGUGCUGGUUUCGCCAAAAAACGUAUGUUGAAAGACGAACCAAGGAGUAUGGAAGUACUGAAACACAGUCUAAGCUGUUCACCAAUCACAACGCACCGGGACAGCCAACCAAUCACAACGCAUUUCAUUUUAUGGAAAGCAAGCCUCAAACCCAGAAGUGAUUGGGCCGUUUGUGCCAGGCUGGGGAGAAAGAUACAUUAAUAAUGUAAAUUAUGUGAAAAAUAAUGCAUUUUUCGAGCCCCCAAGCAUGAGAGCAUGUUUUAGUACACACCCAAAACAAAAUCAAGUCUUUGUAAAAGAGCAUAAUAAGACCCCUUUAAACAAAUGACUGGGAUCGAAUUUUGACCCGCAAGUUCUUCAAUAAUCAAUGUUUUCCUGCUUUUGAAUAUCAUGACCCCACUGGCCAGCUAUCCAGAAAAGAGGGUCUCUCCAUUAUUUGCAUGAAAAAUACAGUGAUCGCAUGUUGGAAAAUGCAUUGCAAGACAUGUUUUGUGCUCAUGUGUCAUUCAGCUGCUGUGUAGCCUUUUUAAACUCUCUAGAAACCUCAAGUAAAACAGAUACAUACAUAUAUUUAACUUUUCAUCUAACUGCACUUCUCUAUCUAAAUACUUUGAUCAUAAUAGCUGGAUAUUUCAUAUGCAUAGAUUGGCAAAGAACUGUCAAAUUGGCCAUAUAUAUAUAUAUAUAUAUAUAUGUGUGUGUGUGUGUGUGUGUGUACAUAUGUGUGUGUGUGUAUAUAUUAUAUAUAAACACACACACACACAUCUACCACUGUGCUGUAUGAAGACAAUGUUGUUUUGUCUGAUAUCUCCUUUCUUCAGAGUGGGAUGGAUUUCUAUUAUUUAUUAUUUAUUUCUAUUACGCAUGAGAGCGUAAAGGUGUGAAUGUGAUCUCAGAGGUGAGUGGGUUGGAGAGGUGUGAGUUACACUUUCAUCAAUGUAGCGUUGUUAUCUUUCAAAUAAGUGUGAAUCGGUAGUAUUUAUUUCCUGGCAUAUUUAUUUGACCUUUUGUUGUAUAUACCGUGUUAUUGUGGGUUUAUGACAUAAUGUGAUUUUUGUCCCCAUCCAUCGCCAUUCGAGAUUUCAGAAAGCACUCCUGUAAUUGUUACCUUUUGCCAAAUGUGUUAAGAAAAUGUAGCAUAUCUGAUUCAUUUACAAUCCUUUGUCCCUUUUCUCUUUUAUUCAUGGGUUUAGUGUGUUGUGUACACAGAAUUGUUACUUUGGUAUGUUGCAUGUCUUUGCAUGUUCAGGUUGGAUUCCUUCUGUGAAAAUCUGCUUUCUGUACAUUUCCACAUCAAACUGUUUUUCUUCCUCUUUAUUUUAUCACUGAUUCUCUUGGAGAAUGUACAGUAUGGCUUCUGUGCUUAAAUGCCAUGGUUUCAUUUCAAAUAAACGAAUCAAAC
This is a messenger RNA of Carassius auratus (goldfish), 7583 nucleotides long. RefSeq names its product ras-specific guanine nucleotide-releasing factor 2-like. Bases 342 to 4169 code for a protein of 1275 amino acids. NCBI's taxonomy places the organism in Eukaryota, Metazoa, Chordata, Actinopteri, Cypriniformes, Cyprinidae. Gene Ontology annotation, biological process: Ras protein signal transduction. The record is from RefSeq and is a predicted model, not a curated record. Gene Ontology annotation, molecular function: guanyl-nucleotide exchange factor activity. The transcript has 28 exons. Gene Ontology annotation, cellular component: plasma membrane.